AUGUUCUCGUUCCGUACCGUACUUCUUCUGUUUCUCUUCGCUCUGAUAGCUAUUGUUGGAUCCACCAAUGGGGAACCGGGGUGUGAUUCAUCUCCGAGCCGGGAAGAAUUGUACGACGAACAGGCGCAACGAAGUUUGGACAAUGCGGACAAGUUUGGUAGAAUCACUCUCGACUGCGAAACUACUGGUGGAGGCAGCGGCGGAAACAGCGGUUUCGCGACGAUUAUAGAUCUGUCUGUUGGUCUCUUCGUUCUUAUUUGGGUCGCCAUUGGAAUAUGGAUUGUUUUCGUCGGAAGACAAAAGGCCAUGAACGCAGCCGCUAUGGGAGCUAAAGAGAUGGGUUAUGGAAUGGAUGAUAAGACGAAAACAGAUGACAUGAGUGCUCAGGCAGGAAAGCUUUCAAAUGGUGUCACCAAUGUUUGA
Microthlaspi erraticum is the source of this 423-nucleotide messenger RNA. The record is from the annotation of a GenBank genome assembly. Lineage: Eukaryota; Viridiplantae; Streptophyta; Magnoliopsida; Brassicales; Brassicaceae.